CAUGAAACCGCAAAGACCCUUGUCAGGCUAUCUUCCGAGAUCAUAUCACCAAAGAUGUUCUACUGCAAUGAACGACCCUUUGAAUAAUUUUAGAAGAAGUCAAGAUGAACAAUACAAGAAGAAGAGAAGAAUGAAUAAAGAAAAGAAUUCAACAAGAUUCGCUCUUCUUGGCACUAAAUAAAGAGCUAACUAAUGGAAAUAGGGAAGAAGCUCAUCUAGAAAAAUCUAUGAACAAUCUUAGAAUGAGGUCUUCCUAUAGCUCAGGGUUCGGAGCAACCACACAGAGUUUCUUUGCAACUACACAUGCUACUACCAAGGCUCCUCUAGAAUCUCCAAAUGGUAAAUCUAAAACAAAGAUGAGUUUAAAAGUUCUUAAGCCAAAGCCUAGAAAAAGCUGUAAAAAUAUGUCGUCAAAGGUACUCAAUCCGAAAAAUGAAGAGACAAGAGUUUCGAAUGACAAUUCUCCAUCCUUAGUGGUUUUCGAAGAACCGGAGAGUAGCAGCAAGCAUUCAAAAUGUGAUGAGCUACGACUUCCUAUAAAAAAAAAGAAAACAAUUAAGCACAGUAAUGAUAUAGUUGCAGAUUCUAAUUCUCACAGAAGUGAGAAUCAACCCUCUUCUGAAAUAAAUUCUAACAGAACUAAUAAUAGGAACAUGCUGAGGGAAAGUUAUAAUAAAAUGCCUAGAAUGUCUAAAAUAGAACGAAAUGUCACAAGAUGCCUUAAGCCUGCUCUGAAGAAGAGAAAAGUGAAGAAGAUCAAGAAGCCACCUCUAGUUCCAAAGAACCCUCUUUGGACAGAGAUCAAGCUUAAGGAUGACUUGAAAUACAUAUGUAGACUAAAUAAUCACCUGACUAAUGAAGAGAUUAAUGAAAGAACCGCAUUCCAAUCAAGUCAUAGGAUCAGUUGAAACACUUUUGUAGUCAAUAAACAGAUCAAAAUUCCAAAUGUCUUAGCUAGGGAUGUCUAUGAAAAAGUAGUCUAUGAUGUAGUCCGUCGUGAACAAGAAAACAAGGACCAAAAGGAUAAAGAAAAGCAAAAGGAGGAUCCUCAAAAAUCUAAGAACAAACUCACAAAGGCUGAAAUGCAGAUGCUCAAUGUCUUAAUCCCCAAGAAUAAGAGAAAAGACAAGGAUAAGAAAUCAGUUCAGCUAGAAUCCUCUAAUAAUGAGAUCAGUAAGAAACAUCUUGGGCUAAGCAAGUAUGAAGACUGGUAUGAGGUACUCUUCUCUCUUUCUAGCACAUAGGUAAAACGGCAUGAUUUCAACCAAACGCAAUAGUUGAACCAGAUGAGGAAAAGGUUAAUAAUAUGGACAUCCGUCUGCUCAUAAACCAGAUUGAUAAAGCAAUAGAGCUUCGAGAGCUUGAGAUCGAUAAUGUAGAAUCUGAAGUAAAUUUCCUCAAAGAGAUCAAAUUCAUCGUGAACUCCUUCAACUCUCAGCUGACUGAGAUUGAAGAGAAAUAACAAGAAGAAUGAACGAACUGUGUGCAUAUUCGAUGGUAGAAAGGACCAGGCCAUC
Messenger RNA from Moneuplotes crassus, 1517 nucleotides. The record is from the annotation of a GenBank genome assembly. NCBI's taxonomy places the organism in Eukaryota, Ciliophora, Spirotrichea, Euplotida, Euplotidae.